GAAAGAAGGGAACAAAGAACCAGAGACAGAAGGAGUGAGUCCGGUGAGAGCCUCGGACAACUCUCAUAAGUCAUUUGAGGAAGAGCAUCCUGCCUCCAGGCUGUGGAAGAGCGAUGGGAGCGCUGCUGGGACUGUGGUUUUUACUGAGCGUAACUCAGAUAUGCAGCGGAGCAGAUGACAUCACUGUGUCAGUGUUCACGGUCACUUCCAAAAGCAUGACGAUGCAGUGGAGCCAUUACUCCGGCGCCAUCUCCUACAGGAUCACUGCAACACCCAAAAACUCCCCCGAAUCUUCAGUCUUUGCCCAGUACAGUGGUCAAACAGUCAUGGCGUCGCUCAACUCACUGUCACCAAACACCGUGUACAUUGUGCGCAUCGAGGCCAUGGACAACGCUCUGAAUGUCCUGAGCAGCGCGGAGACCGAGGACACGACAGCCCCUGAGGUGCCAGUGAUCGUGGAGGCCUAUUCCAAGCACAGCGACAGCAUCACUGUGAAGUUCGGAGAAGUUACCGGGGCAACCAGCUACAUCCUGAGGGCAGAGUCAGACAAUGGCGACUUCUUCUCCGAGACUGUGGUGAGCAGCUCGCCAGGAACCAUCGUGGGCCUCCAGCCGUACACAGAAUACAGACUCAGUGUCAUGUCUGUCAACGCCGGAGGGUGGAGCCAACCUUCCGAAUACAUUGAUGCCAGGACAGUGGUGAUGGCGCCAAACCUAGAGACCGCCUCUCCUGACAACGCUACCAUCAACGUCGCUUGGACCCCCAUCGAGAACGCCGUCCUGUACACGCUCUGCAUCAUCCAGGAAGGCUCCAGCUCCCGAUUCAAACUCAACACAACGGAUACCAAUGUAACCUUCGAUGACCUUCAAGCGGGUAUGACCUACUGCAUCAAAGGGAACGCAUGGGAUGAGGAAGGUCGCGCCGGGGACGACCUAACCGUCUGCCAGAUCACACGCCCGCCAACCCCGAACGUCAUCCACGUCCAGGUGACCCAGGGUCGGACUCUGAGCAUCACUGUGUACUGGAUGUCGGUGCAAGGAGCUGAGGGCUAUGUAGCUGAGGCUACGUCCAGUGAAAACUGUACGGCUACAGUCAGUAACUUCUGCUACAUCAAUUCAGUUCAAUGUGGUCAGAUGAAUUCGGUGAGGGUCGUCGCCAUCAACUCAGCCGGACCGAGCCAACAUUCAAGUCCGAGAACCUACAAAACAUAUCCUUGUCCUCCUGAAAACAUCUCUGUGGAAGAGUCGGAAGCAGGCAACUGCUCAGUGGUGUGGUCAGAAGUGGAACUAGCCGACUACUAUAUCGCCUACCACAAGAGGAACGAUGGCACUGAGAAGAUAUGCAACACCACCGGCACGACCUGCUCCUUCUACUGCAAGUGCGGCUACACCUACCUCACCACUGUCUUCCCUUACAACGAGGCGGGUUCCAGUCCUUACGCCAAUGUCCGCAAUUACACCACAAUUCCCUGUUGCCCCGAGGACGUUGCCGUGAAACUGGUCUCGACGGAGACCCUGGAGAUUAUGUGGUCGGGGGUCAAAGGCGCAGAGUUGUAUGAAACCACAGCGACGGAGACCGAUGAAACCAUUCACUGUAACGACACGGCGCCGGUGUGUGCGCUCUCAGAUCUGACCUGUAACACCCGCUACUCUGUGGUGGUCACACCCUGCAGCGAGCUCAGGGGAUGCAACCGAACUUGCAGAGCUCACACACACGAGACAGCUCCGUGCGCUCCGGAGCUGCUGGACAUGACGCAGUACGACGACUCCACCUACACGGUGCAGUUCUCCACGCCGAACAACGACAACACCAGCUACACCAUCACGGCGACAGGCCGCUACGACACGCACACUUGUCACUCCAUGAAUAGCUCCUGCGACCUCACAAAUCUGCCUUGUGGGUCGAUAUACGAGGUGGAAGCAGUGGCCACCAGCUCUGUAGGCCAGAGUCUCCCAGGAUACAGCAAAACUUUAGAGACAGGUCCUUGCUGUCCGGCCUCCAUCAACGUAACUCAAGUCACUCAAGCUAUGACAAACGUGACCUGGUCGCCGGGUUACGGCGCUCGCUCCUACGUCGUCGCGCUGACGUCAUCUCGCGGACACGCCAAGUGUCACACUCUGGACAACCACUGCCUGAUGGGGUGCAUCACCUGUGGCACCAACUACAGCGUAGAGGUGGAAGCCAUCAGUCGCACCGGACACAUAUCCAACUGCAAACAAAAAGGAUUCUCAUCGAGCGCCUGCUGUCCCACCAACGUCAAACUCACCCGCAGGACUAACAACAUCUUGAGGGUGCAGUGGCGCUCUUUUGGCCUGCAGGUCCAGAAUCACACAGUGCAACUGUACGGGACCGGAGCCAACUACACGUGUGUGGCGUCAGCCGGACGCAAAUACUGCGACUUUCAGGAGACGACCUGCGGGGACGUGUACACGGUGGCGGCGGCACCAGUCGGUCCGGACGGAGUAGAAGUCAGUUUCUGCCAGCUCAGAACGUUCACUGUUCCCUGUCCUGGAAAUAGUGCAGUGAUCGCUCGCGGACGAAGAAGCGUCGCUUGAAGACGGUGGAUUACAAAGAACAAGUGAGCAACGAUCCCCUCCAGCUCCACUAGAAUAUUGGUUACAGCGACGGUGAAAGAUCUGCACCAGAAGAACCUUCAUAGACUGACUCUUCGGAACCUGCCUCAAGACCUAAUGCAGGAAAAACUAUGGCAUAAACAGACCUAAGACUUGAGACUAGAGAAAUGCUGGCACCUUUAUAUCAAAUGAAUCUAAGUCAAAGCCAAAGAGCCAGACCACCUUGCAUCCUUUCAAAAGACUAAACUAAUGUGGCUGGUUUUAAUAACUGUACAGAGGAAGAAAAUAGAUUCCCCCCUCGAAGAUCUGAGUCGGUUUAAGCAGGCCGAGAUUAUAAACGUCAACUGACAGUGACAAGAAGUUUUAAAGCAGAUAGAAGUGAUGGAUGAGUGAAUAUAUAAAGGUGCAUCAGGAAUAACAUCUUUUGCACUUUUGUAACUCGACCAUCUAGACGAUUCAGUCUUUAAGAACAAAUUUGACUACAAUAACUUACAUAAUUUGACUGACACAAAACAAAAAAGCACAAAAAACAAGUUAGAUAUAACAAACACACACAUACAAGGAGGUAAACUGGCAUUUAUGAGUCAUAAACUUGGGCGACCUAUGUGCAACUAAGAUGAAGUUCUGAGGUCAGAGAAGACAUGAAGCAAUAAACUCAAAUGCUUGAGUUAUUAUACAAAAUUGAAAAGAUUGUAGGACUUCACUAACUAGAAGGCCUCCACAGAAACUUGGUGUUGACGCUGACCUCCAAAACAUGCAGUAAAAGUGGGGCAGCCUGCGGUCGCACAUGACAAGUCCAGUGGACGAUCCAUCUAGUCAGAUAAAGACAUGCUGAAUGUUUUCUUUAAUGUGUGGAUUUGUUUUCCAACUUGUAGAU
Molecule: messenger RNA, 3450 nt
Organism: Synchiropus splendidus (mandarinfish)
Lineage: Eukaryota; Metazoa; Chordata; Actinopteri; Syngnathiformes; Callionymidae
Gene: fndc7a
Product: fibronectin type III domain containing 7a
Exons: 14
Coding region: 114-2555 (813 amino acids)
Molecular function (GO): protein binding
Source: RefSeq, a predicted model, not a curated record